GAGCCGGAGGCGGCGGCUGGUGGCGUCGGCCGCGUGGUCCUCCUCCGCGCCCCUCCCCUGGCGCUCGCGCUGCCUGCGCCUGGGAAGCCGCCGCUGCUCGCUGCUGGCUGGCACGGGGACCGGCGCGGACGCGGGGGCGACUGGAGCGCGGACGGCACAGCUGCCCGGGAGUCGCCGAGGGGACCCUGGCCUGAGCGCAUCCAAGUGAGGGCUGCGCCCGUCAACCCCAACCUCGGGAGCCUCCCCUUCUGCUUCCCACUGCACGCGCCGUACAGCCAUGAACACCAACGAAGCCAAGGAGUACCUGGCCCGGAGGGACAUUCCUCAGCUUUUCGAGAGCCUGCUGAACGGCUUGAUGUGUUCCAAGCCAGAAGACCCCAUAGAGUACUUGGAAACUUGUUUACAGAAAGUCAAGGAGCUCGGAGGCUGUGACAAGGUGAAGUGGGACACAUUCGUCAGCCAGGAAAAGAAGACGCUACCACCACUAAACGGAGGACAAUCACGAAGAUCCUUCCUCCGAAAUGUCAUGCCUGAAAAUUCAAACUUUCCCUAUCGGCGGUAUGACCGGCUCCCUCCAAUCCAUCAGUUUUCCAUAGAGAGCGACACGGACCUGUCCGAGACCGCAGAGCUGAUAGAAGAGUAUGAGGUCUUUGACCCGUCCAGGCCUCGGCCCAAAAUCAUUCUUGUCAUAGGUGGUCCAGGAAGUGGAAAGGGGACUCAGAGUUUGAAGAUCGCAGAGCGGUAUGGAUUCCAGUGCAUUUCAGUGGGAGAAUUACUGAGGAAGAAAAUCCACAGUGCCAGCAGCAACAGAAAAUGGAGCCUGAUCGCCAAGAUUAUCACCAACGGGGAGCUGGCCCCACAGGAGACGACAAUCACGGAGAUAAAACAAAAACUGAUGCAAAUACCCGAUGAGGAAGGCAUUGUUAUUGAUGGAUUCCCAAGAGAUGUUGCCCAGGCUCUGUCUUUUGAGGACCAGAUUUGCACCCCUGACCUGGUGGUGUUCCUGGCUUGUGCCAACCAGAGGCUCAAGGAGAGAUUACAGAAGCGUGCGGAGCAGCAGGGGCGGCCGGAUGACAACCUGAAAGCCACGCAAAGGAGACUAGUGAACUUCAAGCAGAACGCCGCGCCGCUAGUGAAGUACUUCCAGGAGAAGGGGCUCAUCGUGACUUUCGAUGCUGACCGAGAUGAAGACGCAGUGUUCCAUGACAUCAGCAUGGCCGUCGACAACAAGUUAUUUCCAAACAAAGAGGCUCCGACAGAUUCAAGUGACCUUGACCCUUCCAUGAUGUUUGAUGCUGGAGAGAUUGUUGACACAGGAUCGGAUUACGACAACCAGGAUGAUGAUCAGCUAAAUGUAUUUGGAGAAGACACCAUGGGAGGCUUCGUGGAGGAUUUGAGGAAGUGUAAAAUUAUUUUCCUGAUGGGUGGCCCUGGCUCUGGCAAAGGCACCCAGUGUGAGAAGCUGGCAGAAAAAUAUGGGUUCACCCAUCUCUCUACUGGUGAGCUGCUGCGCCAAGAGCUGACCUCGGAGUCCGAAAGAAGCAAACUGAUCCGUGACAUCAUGGAGCGUGGAGAUCUGGUGCCCUCGGGUGUCGUCCUGGAGCUGCUGAAGGAGGCCAUGGUGGCCAGCCUGGGCAACACCAAGGGCUUCCUGAUUGACGGCUACCCCCGGGAAGUGAAGCAAGGGGAAGAGUUUGGACGAAGGAUCGGAGAGCCACAACUGGUGAUCUGCAUGGACUGCUCAGCAGACACCAUGACUAACCGCCUUCUGCAGAGAAGCCAGAGCAGCCAGCGUGGGGAGGACGGUGCCAAGAGCAUUGCCAAGCGCCUGGAGGCUUACCACCGAGCGUCCAUCCCUGUCAUCGCCUACUACGAGACGAAAACACAGCUACAGAAGGUAAACGCAGAGGGAACACCAGAUCAAGUUUUUCUUCAGCUCUGCACAGCUAUUGACUCUGUUUUCUGAAGGAGAAAAGGCACACCUGUUAGGUGGGAACAGAACCACAUGAAAUCCACCCUUGACACGCUUCACUUUGUCCCCAUCCCACAUGCCCCCAGCUGGCUGCUUCUUUCCCAGCUCAUCUCCUGUGAGAGGUUCUGGAAAUCAUGCAUGGUGUACUUCGGACUGUCCACCUUUCUCUCAUGCUGACAACUGUUCCGACUCUGAGACUUGUUUUUGGAUAGAAAGAGGGGUGUGGGGUCUGCCUGUUCCACAGUGCCUAGGGCCAGCUGGAGCCUGACCCAUCCCACAGGGAGAAUGUAUCCCACUUCUCCAUCACAGCUUCCUUCUUCUCAACAGUUUAUUUGUUCCUCCCUCAUGCGAGCUAUUAGCAUGGGGACAAGCUUGGACAACUCAUCUAGUACUGGCUGGUUCUCCAGUUCCCAUCCAUGAGAGGGACCAGAGCCCUAGUGGGACUUUUAAAUGCCCUAUGGGACACAAGGUAUCAAGCCAGUAGUACCUGACAGAAAUAUUUCAAAAUAUGACAUUGUCCAGCUUCUUCUCUUAGAGAGCAACACAGGACAGUCAGUCCCACCCACUUUUGGGACACUAGCUACUUGGAACACUGUCAUAAGAGCUAAGGACUCUGGCCAACCGUACAAGUCUCUCCUCUCCACGGGGCAGUGAGUCCCAGCAAUUAUGUAAAUCAGCACCACAGACAGAGAUAACUUAAAAGUAUGGGAGAUGGCUUGUUCCUGCACUCACUGGGCAAAACCAACGUAGUUUUGAUCCGAGACGAUUACUCCCUAACAUACUGCAGAUAUCUGUGUCGAGGGCCUGCUCCAUGGCAAAUGCGUCCGACUAGUGAAGUGUGGGUGUCUGUGCUCAGCUGCAGCUGCUUUUGUCUUCUGAAUACCUGUGUCUUGCACUCAAUCACUACACAACCUUCAGUUUGGUCUGCAUGAGUCUUUUCCUCAAUGAGUGAGAAAAUGCUGAUACGUUUCCAGGACAGAACUGUAUUUUUAAAAUCAUUUUUUUUCCUCAAAACAUUUAUGUACAAAUGAAAUAAAUGGAAGCCAGUAUGA
Molecule: messenger RNA, 3024 nt
Organism: Rattus rattus (black rat)
Lineage: Eukaryota; Metazoa; Chordata; Mammalia; Rodentia; Muridae
Gene: Ak5
Product: adenylate kinase 5
Exons: 14
Coding region: 278-1966 (562 amino acids)
Biological process (GO): ATP metabolic process; nucleoside triphosphate biosynthetic process
Cellular component (GO): cytoplasm; cytosol
Molecular function (GO): ATP binding; AMP kinase activity; nucleoside diphosphate kinase activity
Source: RefSeq, a predicted model, not a curated record